Molecule: messenger RNA, 231 nt
Organism: Epithele typhae
Lineage: Eukaryota; Fungi; Basidiomycota; Agaricomycetes; Polyporales; Epitheliaceae
Exons: 1
Source: RefSeq, a predicted model, not a curated record
UCGUACCGCAAAAUCGGUCUCGAAAGCUGCCUCCUAAAGACAGUGACCCUCCUUGUCGAGCCUCGUCUCUGCGCGUGGGGAGAGGGUAGCCACGGAUUUCCUGAUGAACAUAACGGCUUCCGCACGGGGCACAGAACGGAAAAUAAUACAUUUGUCCUCAAAGUGGUCAUCGAGCAGGCCCGCGCAAUGAAUGAGCCACUACACACUGUCUUUGUACAUGCCUCUGAUGCA